AAAUGGCGAACUGUUUACAUCAAAGCCUUUCUGCAAAGACUGAUUUCACAAAUGGAAUUAAUUAGAUAUCUGAAUAGCGUUAUUAUUGAUUCCAAGUGGUGUCGUUUAGUAAUAGGAAAUUGUUGAACGGCGCAGUAGCGACACAGUCAUGAAUCGUCGGGAACUGGAAAAGUAUGAACAAAUUCGCAAUAUCGCUAGCAGGGACUGGUUGAGCGCCUCCAGUGUAUCGCUGACAAAAUUGGACCAAGUCAAGACCUCGGUAUAUAACAUUGGCAGUCAUGUCACUGACGCAAGAACUUUACGACCUAGAGCCCGAAGUGCUAAGGUUUGUCGUAGGAAGAAGAGUUACACCGAGAUGGACACUGAACCACCACUGUCAAAACUUAGCAUACAGACACAUGCAUGGGGUAGCAAUACAUCAAUUCCUGAUCUAAUACGUCAACAAAGUGAACGUCUACAGAGCGGAAAUAGACCUACAAGUGCAACAGUGUCCAGGCGUCCAUGGAGUGCUAAAAAAAUACCGCAAAGUCCCAGCUCACGGAAACCUACAUCAAUAGACAAGGCCAUUCCAUUCAAUGAGUAUGGUCCUCCUAUAGCAAUUCUUGGAGAACGUUACAAUCCCAGAUCACGACCUCCAAGCGGGAGUAUGUCUGUACAACAUCACGAUGUUGAAGCUGUUACCGUGGCAAACACCCAUGAAGAUUUGAAUCAAAUGAGCAAAGAGCACAUUGAGAACACACUGGAGGAAUUUGUUAACAGUCAACCGAAUGCAAAUGCGCACAACUUAGCAAAAUUAUCAGCAGCGUAUGCAGAUGAAGAGACAGUGAGUCUGCCGCCUCCUCCACCGUGUGGAUCGCCAGAUAUUGAGAGAAUGAUAAAUGGUGGCACUAGUAAUGAGGAGACAGAUGAUGCCAGCAAGGGAAAGGACACCGAUAGAGAGGAACUGAGAUUGGAUUUGAAUAUUGGAAAUGAUGAAAAAGAGGAGAGUGAUGAUGAAGACAAAGAUGAUGAUGAUGAUAAGGAGAACAUGAGUUACAAAGAAAUAAAUGUCAAACAAUCACCAAGAACUCUGUUAUUACGCCGUCCAACUCCUGAACCCAUGUUGUUUUCAAUUCCCACUGGUGAGGCUAGUGACGAAGAUGAACUGGACACAGAUAGACUUUUAAAAGGUGGCACUGGUCAUGAUAUCGAAGUUGAAAGUGUUGAUAACUAUAUUUAUGACGAUGAGCCACAGAACAACGACUCAAAGUACACCAGCAUAAUGUUGUCCAGUCGUUCUGUUGAUGAAGCUACAGGAACCCGACCAGUGACAAAGGCAACGGUCAGAAUCGCUGAGGAUAGGAAUAUAACUGUUGAUAUCACCCCAAGAAGCCCACAUAGUCCACGCAGAAAACGAAUGGUUUCGAGGCGACGACCUAGAUCGGCAGUCACAAGUAAUGAAACUGACGUGAUGGCCGAAAGGCAACACGCUGGAGUGAGAACCACCCAUCCAGCGUAUAGAAAGAGACCUGUCUCGGCCAAAGCUAGGUUAGCCACUUCUACGGUAUCAGUGGAUUAUGGGGAUGCUGACGAAAAAAAGGAGGCUAUUCCCGAUGACGACAAAGCGAUGGAGAAUCGAAAAGAAGGAAAGACGUAG
Molecule: messenger RNA, 1636 nt
Organism: Saccoglossus kowalevskii
Lineage: Eukaryota; Metazoa; Hemichordata; Enteropneusta; Harrimaniidae
Source: RefSeq, a predicted model, not a curated record